GAUACAGAGCGACAAGCUCUACAAGAAGGACUACCACAAGGCCAAGCUGAAGUAUCACACUCCAGUGGACAUGCUGAGUGUUACUCACGCCAAACACGCAUCAGCAGUGCAGACCUACAAGGGCUACAAGCAGCAUCAUCACAACUACUGUCUCCUCCCUGAUGCAAUGGGUCUCCAACUGGCCCGCAACAUGAACUUCAAUUCCAGUGACUUCAAUUAUAAAAUGGAUUACGAGACCUGUGUGAAGGGAAUCGGCUGGGUCCCCAUUGGUUCGCUGGAUGUGGAAAAAGCCAAGGCGGCAGCAGCAGCUCUGAAUGAGAAAAAGUACCGGCAGCACCCUUCAACCAUCAAAUUCACCAGCACUCCUGACUCCAUGAGCAUGGAGCUGGCUAAGACCAAUGCCAAGAUACUGAAUGUGAAAGAUUAUAAAGCCAGUGGAGAGAAGUUCAUGCACACCUAUCACCUCCCACCUGAUGUCCCAGAAUUGAUGCAAGCCAGAUACAAUGCUGUCAACAUCAGCCAGAAUUACUACACCUACGCUCACCGCCAAGAUCUGCUGAAGGGACAUCACGUGAAGGAAGACUCUAUACCCGUUGUUGCUGCAAAGUCUUCAAGAGACAUUGCCAGUAAUUACAAGUAUAAGCUGGCCUACGAGAAGGCAAAGGGCCACCAUGUUGGUACCCGCAGCCUGCAGGACGAUCCCCUCCUGGUCCACUACAUGCAGGUGGCUAAGAUACAGAGCGACAAGCUCUACAAGAAGGACUACCACAAGGCCAAGCUGAAGUAUCACACUCCAGUGGACAUGCUGAGUGUGGUCCAAGCCAAGCAGGCCUCGACUGUUCAGACGAUGACGGGAUACAGGAAGGUCCCCCACAGCUUCCUCCUGCUUCCUGACAACAUGCACCUGCAGCGAUGCCGCAACAUGAUGGAGAUUCAGAGCGAUAAUGUGUACAAGUCUGACUACAACAAUUACUGCAAGGGUAUAGGCUGGGUUCCUAUUGGUUCUUUGGACGUGGAGAAAGCCAAAGCUGCCAAAGCUGCGUUCGAUAACAGGGGCUACCGCCAGCAUCCCAGUUCUUUUAAAUUUACAAGCAAGACUGAUGCCAUGAACAUGGCUCUGGCUUUGACCAACACAAAGCAAAUGGACCACACUGCAUACAAAGCCUCUGGUGAAAAAUUCAUGCACACCUAUCAUCUGCCUGCUGACAGCCCAGAGUUCCUUCAGGCUAAGUUCAACGCCCAGACCGUUAGCGAGAGUCACUACAAGCACAAGUGGGUGGAGGAUAUUGCCAAAGGAUAUGACAUGAAGGCCGAUGCUAUUUCUAUUCUGCAUGCUAAACAUGGCAGGCACAUUGCCAGCAACGUCCAAUAUAAGAAAGAAUAUGAGAAGGCAAGAGGCCACCAUGUUGGUACCCGCAGCCUGCAGGACGAUCCCCUCCUGGUCCACUACAUGCAGGUGGCUAAGAUACAGAGCGACAAGCUCUACAAGAAGGACUACCACAAGGCCAAGCUGAAGUAUCACACUCCAGUGGACAUGCUGAGUGUGGUCCAAGCCAAGCAGGCCUCGACUGUUCAGACGAUGACGGGAUACAGGAAGGUCCCCCACAGCUUCCUCCUGCUUCCUGACAACAUGCACCUGCAGCGAUGCCGCAACAUGAUGGAGAUUCAGAGCGAUGUUAAUUACAAGUCUGAAUGGAACAGUGACAUCAGAGGUAUUGGAUGGGUACCUAUCGGGUCACUUGGAGUUGAAACAGCUAAAGUUGGUGGUGAAAUUCAGAGUGACAGGAAGUAUCGCACGCAUCCAUCCAGUUUCAAGUUCAGCAAACUGAUGGACUCCAUGGACUUGGUUCUGUCUACUGCCAACAACCAGAUCAUGAACAAGAAAGCUUAUACUGCAGCUUGGGAAAAAGACAAAUUGAAAACCCACGUCAUGCCAGACUCUCCUGAGAUUCUCCUGGCCAAGGCGAAUGCUCUAACCAUGAGCAAUAAACUUUACAAGGCUGGUGUGGUGGAGAUGGCCAAUAAGGGCUACAACUUGAAAGCAGAUGCCAUUCCCAUUAUAGCUGCCAAAUCUGGUACUACUAUUGCCAGCAAUUACAAGUACAAGUUGGCUUACGAGAAGGCGAGAGGCCACCAUGUUGGUUUCCGCAGCCUGCAGGACGAUCCCCUUCUGGUCCACUACAUGCAGGUGGCUAAGAUACAGAGCGACAAGCUCUA
Messenger RNA from Nematolebias whitei (Rio pearlfish), 2217 nucleotides. RefSeq names its product nebulin. Gene Ontology annotation, cellular component: Z disc. The record is from RefSeq and is a predicted model, not a curated record. Lineage: Eukaryota; Metazoa; Chordata; Actinopteri; Cyprinodontiformes; Rivulidae. Gene Ontology annotation, molecular function: actin filament binding. Gene Ontology annotation, biological process: cardiac muscle thin filament assembly.